This is a messenger RNA of Vanderwaltozyma polyspora DSM 70294, 1650 nucleotides long. RefSeq names its product tRNA adenylyltransferase (gene CCA1). Gene Ontology annotation, biological process: tRNA 3'-terminal CCA addition. The record is from RefSeq and is a predicted model, not a curated record. Gene Ontology annotation, molecular function: RNA binding; ATP:3'-cytidine-cytidine-tRNA adenylyltransferase activity. Lineage: Eukaryota; Fungi; Ascomycota; Saccharomycetes; Saccharomycetales; Saccharomycetaceae. The transcript has a single exon. Bases 1 to 1650 code for a protein of 549 amino acids.
AUGUUUCGUAUUCUACGUAAUAUAUCGACUAAUAAGGUUGCAUUGACACAAUUGAAAAAGUUUGACUUUAAAGCACCUAAAAUGUGCAUUGAUCAGAAACCUGUCGUGCAACUGAAUUCAGUUGAACAAAAAGUAUGUCAAUUAUUGAUUGAUUUUACUAAUGACUACAAUUCUGAGCAGAAACCUACUGAACCAUUGGAAUUGAGAAUUACUGGUGGCUGGGUACGUGACAAGUUACUGGGUUCUGAAUCACACGAUUUGGAUAUAGCGAUAAAUAUUAUGUCUGGUGAAAAUUUUGCUACAAAGUUAAAUGACUUUUUACAGAUACAUUAUGAUAGAUAUAACUUAAAGCCACAUUCCAUUCAUAAGAUUGAUAAGAAUCCUGAAAAGUCUAAACAUUUAGAAACUGCUACCACGAAACUAUUUGAUGUUGAAGUUGAUUUUGUCAAUUUAAGAUCAGAAGAAUAUACUGAAAACUCUAGAAUUCCAACAGUUGAAUUUGGCACACCAGAACAAGAUGCCUUAAGAAGGGACGCUACUCUAAAUGCAUUGUUUUAUAAUAUUUCUAAAAAAGAGGUGGAAGAUUUUACCGGUAGAGGUAUUGAAGAUUUAUCUGCUGGUAUUUUAAGGACACCUUUACCGCCAAGGAAAACUUUCUUGGAUGACCCUCUACGUGUCUUAAGACUAAUUAGAUUUGCAUCUAGGUUUAAUUUUCAAAUAGAGGAUUCAGUGAAAAAUGCAAUGUCUGACAAAGACAUAAAUAAAGCCUUUUAUACUAAAAUUUCAAGAGAACGUAUUGGUGUUGAGAUGGAAAAGAUAUUUGACGGGAAAACUCCGUUAAUUGGUUUAUCCUUGAUACAAGAAACAUGUAUAGAUAAUGUUAUUUUCCACUGGCACAAUGACCAAUCGAUUAUUGAUUAUAAUGAGGAAAGUAAUCCACAACAAUUUGCAUUAAUUAACGAAAUAUAUGAUAAAAAUAUUCUAAAUGAUCACCUGUGGAAGGUAAUUAGUAUAGUUAAAGACAGAGAAUUAUUAUCAUUGCAACUUCCAACUUUAUUUGACAAAUUAGAUAACGAUCAAUCCUUUAAGAGGAUGUAUUUAUUAUCAUCUAUUCUUUUACCUUUCCAAAACUUAAUGAUUAUUUGGAAUCCUAAGAAAAAAAUGAAUAACACUAUCCCUGUAACUGAAAGCAUUGUUAAAGACGGUUUAAAAAUGAGCAAAAAUGAAGCGGUUGUUGUUUCACAGAUAGUUAAUGGUAUUGAAAGUUAUUAUGAAUUGGUAUACAAGUUCAAAAAUGAUAGAGUUUCAUUAAAACGCUCUGACAUUGGUAACUUUUUAAGAGAUUUUAAGGGAAACUGGGAAAUAGCACAUUACGUUUCUUUAUUGAACCAACUAUUAGCUAACAAUGAGGCCGCAAUGAAUGAUUACUCUCAUUUCUGGAAUUUUAUAUUUGAAGAAAAGCUAGAUGUGUGUCAUACUUUGAGACCGAUGAUUGAUGGGAAAAAAAUGGCAAAGAUUCUUGAUCUUAAGCCGGGACCAUGGUUGGGUAAACUUAAUGAAUACUCAGUUACAUGGCAAUUAGAUAAUCCAGAAGGUUCAGAAGAAGAAUUAUUGGAUCAUUUAAGAGAAAUUCUUCCAACAUUACUAUAA